This is a messenger RNA of Haplochromis burtoni (Burton's mouthbrooder), 3206 nucleotides long. It is a transcript of the gene glt8d1, whose product is annotated as glycosyltransferase 8 domain containing 1. Gene Ontology annotation, molecular function: glycosyltransferase activity. Gene Ontology annotation, cellular component: Golgi apparatus. The record is from RefSeq and is a predicted model, not a curated record. Lineage: Eukaryota; Metazoa; Chordata; Actinopteri; Cichliformes; Cichlidae. The coding region runs from base 355 to 1455 and encodes 366 amino acids. The transcript has 9 exons.
UCAGAGGCACCUCUUACUACGCGAAGGCGUGUGGAUGGGGCGGAUUUGAUGAUGUUGAGUUGGCAGUUUGGUUUCAAAGUGAAUUCUUCUUAAAACUCUGCAAAAAUUGCAAAACUUUUGUUUGUUUGUUUGUUUUAAUGUACUAAAAGCCAACGCUAAUGUCCGCUAGUUUGCGGGUGGUUUCUCGUGUUUAUGAGGUUUCUGCCACGCAGCGGUACAGCAGCAGUCCUCAUUAACUGCCAGAUGAUCCUGCGCCUUCUGCGCGCAAACCACCUUUGAUGUUUAUGUUUUAACCUUUUUAUUAUUUGGUUUGUUUUCUUUUAACGUGCUGGAGGGACGGAUGAGAUCAUUACUAUGGGACUGAGGAGAGUUAACGUGAUCAUUCUUGUGCUGCUGGCUGUUGCCUUCCUCAUCAUAGUCCAGCGAAAUCUCCUCAAUCUCAGUGACUUUUUGCACACAGAAAAGCCAGAUGAAGGGCUGAUUCUUCCCUUUGAGUCUGAACUGUCUCCAGACUUGAAUUCGGCAAGGACGGGUGAGGAGAUUCCUGUUCUCAUCACCGCUGCUGAGGACAGACUUGGUGCUGUUGUUGCUGCCAUGAACAGUGUGUACAGGAACAGCAAAGCCAAUGUUGUCUUCAACAUCGUGACCUUGAAUGAAACCGUCGCUCACUUAAAAGCAUGGCUGAGUAAUACUAGACUAAACAGUGUCAAAUAUAAGAUAGUAAUUUUUAAGCCUGAGUUACUUAAUGGGAAGAUAUCUAAGGAUCCUCAGACCCCGGAGGCUGCAAAACUACUGACCUUUGCCAGGUUUUAUCUUCCUGCUUACAUUCCCGAAGCAGAGAAAGCUAUCUAUUUGGACGAUGAUGUCAUCGUACAAGGUGACAUUCAGGAGCUCUAUGAAACCAACCUCAAACCAGGACAUGCCGCAGCCUUCUCUGAUGACUGUGACUCGGCAUCUGCCAAAGGCAUUGUUCGUGGUGCGGGAAAUCAGAAUAAUUACAUUGGCUUCUUGGAUUUCAAGAAAGAAGCUAUCAAGAAGCUGGGGAUGAGAGCCAACACGUGCUCUUUCAAUCCCGGGGUCUUCAUUGCCAACUUGACUGAAUGGAAGAACCAAAACAUCACCCAGCAGCUGGAGCACUGGAUGGAGCUCAACACACAGGAGGAUCUAUACGGUAAAACCCUCGCAGAUAGCGUUACCACUCCUCCACUCCUCAUUGUUUUUUACAAACGCCACUCUAGCAUUGACCCCAUGUGGCACGUGAGACACCUUGGUGUAACAGGUGCUGGAAGCCGCUAUUCUUCCCAGUUUGUGAAAGCUGCCAAACUCCUGCAUUGGAACGGACACUAUAAGCCCUGGGGGCGAGGAUCCUCAUUUACUGAUGUGUGGGACAAGUGGUUCAUUCCCGACCCCACAGGAAAAUUUCACCCUGUGCGAAGACACACGGGGGACAGCUAGACUGAAAAAUGGGCUCCUUGAACCUUCAGAUCGGGUUCGUAGCAGCAGGAAAACUUCUUCAUAUCUCAGGAACUAUGCAAAUGUCAUGUGUUUUAGUUCCAUCGUCCUCCGAAUGUGGACCUGCCUAUUCUCAUCUUCCAAUGAACAGAGAUUUUUUUUUCUAUAUCCAGAGUAUAUUGUUGAUCGCUUCGAAUUGCAUUUUUUAAGAAAUAUUUUGUUAAACUAAAAGUAGACCAUUUCAAAUACUGUUUUACUCCCACUCAGCUGAGCAUAAACCAUCCUUGUCAAAGUAAAUGGCUUUUAAGUAGCUGUGUUUAGCAGCUAAAUAAGGAUUUAUUUACUUAAUGUGCAUAUUAAAUGACUCAAUUAUCUGAGUGAGUCACAGCUUAUUCCUGCUUCUUUCUGAUCAGCUUAGUUUGAAUUAUAAUCAUUAGCCAUGCAAAUUCCUCAUGUCAGUACCUCAGUGCAGUACUUCCUGUGGAAAACUAUAUUUUUAAGUCUUGUAUAAAUCCUCUACAGGUUAACUGCAGUCAAACUAAUGGUGCAUGUUACUUUACCAUAAUAAACACUACCUGUCCCGCUUUCAUAUUUAACAAAAAAAAAGUUUUUUUUUUUAUUUUUUUUUUUUUUACACGAACCACUAAGAUCACUGCACCUCUGCAGGAACAGAACAGCUUUGCACGAACAUCUCCUACUUUAGUGCUUCAUUAUCAGCAUUUUCCUACUACCUGUUUAAAGUCCCCUUACUGGUGUAAAUGUCUUUUUUUUUGUAUAUCAAAUAAAGGUUACAUGUUUAUUAAACUCUUGUGAUUCUUUUUUUGUCCAAUAUCUGCUAAAUCUUUUUACAAUUGCAUCUUCAGAAUUCGGUACCUUUUGUGACAGUGUGCCAAAUAUCAGGCUUAAAUCCAGAAUUUGAUUUUUUUUCCCAAAAAUAGCAGUCGCCAUUUAUGAAUCAGAAAUUGCUACACUUUUCAAACAUGUCUGAGGGAUUUGCAGAAAGUUGAUAAAUAUUUGGAAAGUCCAGUCUUUUGUGAUCAUACCGUUGCUUUUGUUGUGUACAGUGAAGUUGCUGGUAUCUUUGGUCACCUCUACAUGUGCUGGCUCUCAUUUUCCUAAUAGGGAUGGACAAUAACAAAACAAAGACACUGUAGUUAAUACCUUUAAAAUUAGGCUAAGAUGUUUCCCAGUGGGUUGUGUCAGAUGGAUGUCCCUCCCUGAACCUGGUUCUGGACGGUUCAUCCUGUUAAAAGGGAGUUUAGAAAAGUUAGUUUUUAUCACCAAAUGUUUGCUCAUAGGGGGUUGUCCGAUUGUUCAGGUUUUCUCUGGUAUUACUGUAGGCUCUGUAGAUAUAAAACUGAAUUAAAGAGGGUUUUCAUAUUGAAAUGUAUUGAUCUAAAAAAACAACAAAAAAACUCCACACAGCACAAGGCAACAGAUUGUUUCUUUUCAGGUUUAUUACCUUGGUAGUACGAUGUCUAUUUACACUGCAAUACAAGAUAUUACAAAGAUCUUGUAAAGAAUCAGAUAUAUACAGAUGCAUGCUAUGCAAUAAAGUCCAUCUCUUGGUAGGUGGUUAUUCCGAGAAAGACAAACAGACUGAUUUAUCAGUUGAAAACUUUCAGAUUAAUCCCACAGUAAGCUGGGUUCAACCCAGCUGUACUCUGAAAUCAGUCCACUAGCAGGACAAGUGAAGGCACCCAAGUGACUGUAUAUCAUCAUUUUCAUGCAUUCUGAUGAAUCCAAAGUCUGAA